Messenger RNA from Penicillium pulvis, 1653 nucleotides. RefSeq lists its product as uncharacterized. Bases 1 to 1653 code for a protein of 550 amino acids. Lineage: Eukaryota; Fungi; Ascomycota; Eurotiomycetes; Eurotiales; Aspergillaceae. The transcript has 6 exons. The record is from RefSeq and is a predicted model, not a curated record.
AUGGCAACCGACACACCAACUCCAUCCUAUCAAGAGCUCGCUGCGCAAAAGCGCGAGCGCCAGCUCGAUCUGAUCCCUCCCGAGUGGCGCUUGGAACCAGUUCCCUCGGUAGACUCCGCACCCAACGCCCUGGUGUAUAUUCGUCAGAUACUCAGUCCUACCGAGCUUGCACUUACGGAGGAAAUUGACAUCACGGUCUUACUGCGCAAGCUUUCUUCCGGAGAACUUUCAUCUCUCGAGCUCACGCAGGCAUUCGCUAAGCGCGCAGCGCUGGCACAUCAAUUAACGACAUGUUGCACGGAAAUAUUUUUUGAUGAGGCUUUCGCAGUAGCCAAGCAGAUGGAUGAACAUCUCGCUAAUACAGGGAAGACCAUGGGCCCUCUACACGGACUCCCGGUCUCAAUUAAAGAUCUGUUCUCCGUCAAGGGCGUGGAUACAUCCAUCGGAUGGGUCGGGCUCACAAAUAACCCAGCCCAAAACGAUAAGUCUGUCGCCAGAACACUUCGCCGACUAGGUGCUGUUCUCUACGUGAAGACCAAUUUACCCCAAUCAAUGAUGAUGUCGGACUCAUACAACCAUGUCUGGGGCCAAUGCGUUAACCCUUUCAAUCGGAAUUUGAUCUCGGGUGGUAGUUCCGGGGGUGAGGGAUCUAUUGUUGCGGCUAGGGGAAGUCCACUUGGUAUCGGUACCGAUCUUGGCGGAUCGAUUCGUAUUCCUGCUGGUCUUUGUGGACUAUAUGGACUUUCGCCUAGCCCGGGGAGACAUCCUUAUGAGAGGGGAAAUCCCGGUCAGGAUAUUGUUCGCUCGGUCGCUGGGCCGAUGAGUGUCAGCCUUGCCACUAUUGAGCGGUAUAUGGAAGCUGUUCCGUAUGCUUCGCCUUGGGAGUUGGAUCAGCAUGUUGCUCCUGUGCCGUGGAGGAGGAGUCUUGCUUCGCUGCGGCCUAAGCGGUUAAAGAUCGGGUUUCUAGUUGAUGAUGGUGUUGUUAAAUGCCAACCUCCUGCUGAACGUAGUGUUCGGGAUGUUAUUGAAGCUUUGAAAGCGGCUGGACACGAGGUGUUCGAAUGGGACGCCUCAUCUCAUGCAUAUGCAUACGAGCUAUGGGAAAAAGCUAUCCUCUCUGAUGGUGGUGAAGGAUGCCGUCGGAUGAUUGAGAUGACAGGUGAACCUCUGAUUGAGGGUAUGCUUGUCGGGAAAGAGCACAACAUCUUGACGACUUCGGAAACACACCAGCUGAACGCCGCCAAAUAUAAAUACGAAACUUCGUACCUCGAGCGCUGGAUCUCAUCUGGCAUUGAUGCUUUGAUCAUGCCCAAUGCGCCUUGGGUCGGAUAUAAGCCCUGGACCUGGGUUAAGUCUAACAACUAUGUUGGAUACACUAGUAUCUGGAACUUAGUCGGAUACGCAGCUUUGACCGUUCCUGUUACUACAGUCUCUAGAGACAAGGAUGUGCCGAGUCAGGACUGGCUGGAUCAUGUCCCUAGGAAUCCAGGUGACAAGUUCAACAAGGAACAAUAUGAUAUUGACCUGGUUGAUGGUAUGCCGGUCGGUGUGCAGGUUGUAGGAGGCAGAUUCGGAGAGGAGAAAUGCGUUGCUGUAGCUAAAGCGAUAGAGCAGGCGAUGAGGUGGAAGGAUCUAGCUCGGCCGAGUCUUUGA